AUGACAUGGAAUGAAUCUGAAAAAGAAUUAAAAGAUUUAUUGGAUGCAGCAAAUACGUGGCAUCCAAAUAUUAAAUUCGAUCAUAAAAUUGGUAAAAGUCUUCCAUUUCUUGAUGAUCUCCUGACAAAUGAUAAUGGUAUUCUAACAACAUCAGUUUAUCACAAACCAACAGCUGAACCUUAUGUUAUACCAUUUCAGGGCUGCCAACUCCUAAUUUUCAAAUGGGGUACAGAAGAUUUAUAA
Messenger RNA from Rotaria sp. Silwood1, 243 nucleotides. The record is from the annotation of a GenBank genome assembly. NCBI's taxonomy places the organism in Eukaryota, Metazoa, Rotifera, Eurotatoria, Philodinida, Philodinidae.